Mycena citricolor is the source of this 1473-nucleotide messenger RNA. The record is from the annotation of a GenBank genome assembly. Lineage: Eukaryota; Fungi; Basidiomycota; Agaricomycetes; Agaricales; Mycenaceae.
CACGCGUCAUCUCGUACGAGGCGUGUAUACAUUGGACCACACCACUUUCUUCUUUGUUUCGACCAACUCUCCACUAACAUGGCUUCCGAAUUAAAUCCACGCACUACCUCCUACGAAUUUCUGGGGCCUCCAGGCGCUUUCUUGAUCUCUGUGGGUGUUCCCAUCGCCACCUACGCUCUCUACUUUGGUUGCUCCGAGCAAUCCGGCGGUUGUCCCCCGUCUCUCAGCUUGGUACCUGAACAAAUAUCGCUCGCUAUCUCCGAUCCGGCGUUCUGGAAGGGACUAUGGGACACCCAGGCGAUGCUGCUAUACCUGGCGUGGUAUGCUUCCACACUUCUCGCGUGGCUCGUCCUUCCCGGAGAUCUUGUCGAGGGAACAGAACUGCGCACUGGGGGAAGGAAAACCUAUAAAAUUAAUGCAUUCGCUACAGGCCAGCUUGCCUUGGGUGUAGUCGGCGGACUGAUCUACCGUUUCGGUCCUCAGUCUUUCACUAUAUUCCAUGACAAAUUUGUUGGCUUCAUCACGGCGUCCAUCCUCAUGUCUGUUGUGCAAGCUGUCGCAUGUUACGCGGCAUCCUUCCGUCCCGGCGCCAUUCUCGCCCUCGGUGGGAACAGUGGUAACUUCAUUUAUGACUUCUACAUCGGCCGCGAAUUGAACCCGAUGUCCUGGGGAACGUUUGAUUUGAAAACCUUCAACGAACUGCGGCCCGGGCUAAUUCUUUGGGUACUCAUUGAUAUCAGCAUGGCCUGUGAACAGGCUGUACGCCGCGGGGGAAUCAAUCAAGUCACCGACUCGAUGUGGCUUGUUUUAUUCUUCCAAGGCGCCUAUGUUGUUGACGCACUCUACAACGAGUCUGGGAUUUUUACACAAAUGGACAUCACGUCAGACGGAUUUGGAUUCAUGCUGUCGGUGGGCGAUCUUGCUUGGGUGCCAUUUGUGUAUUCGUUGCAGGCCCGCUAUCUCGUGUUCAACCCGAUAGUUUUGGGUCCCUGGCUUACGGCGGCCAUUUUCCUCGUCAACGGAUUGGGCUACUAUAUUUUCCGAGCUGCCAACGGCGAGAAGAACGACUUCAGGAACGGCAAGAACCCGAAGAAUCUCCAGUAUAUGCCUACUGAACGUGGUACGAAGCUGCUGACAUCUGGCUGGUGGGGCGCUUCCAGACAUCCCAACUACAUGGGUGAUCUUCUGAUGGCGCUUGCUUGGUCAUUGCCCACUGGUUUCAGCACGCCCAUUACCUAUUUCUACGUCAUCUAUUUCGCUGUUCUUCUCGUUCAUCGUCAACGCCGCGACGAUGAAAUGUGCGAGAAAAAGUACGGAAAGGAUUGGGAGAAGUACAAGAAACUCGUACCGUACCGUAUCAUUCCCUAUGUGUAUUGACCUGACCUACAACAUAACUUGGGUGUUUCGAUGAUGUCACAGCUUUCAAAAUGCCCCUAAUCGUUAUGUGAAAUUAAAUUCCGGUUGUCGUCCUGC